Molecule: messenger RNA, 1948 nt
Organism: Misgurnus anguillicaudatus (oriental weatherfish)
Lineage: Eukaryota; Metazoa; Chordata; Actinopteri; Cypriniformes; Cobitidae
Source: RefSeq, a predicted model, not a curated record
UUUUCCAGGCGCGUCUGCACCGCAUCGAGCUAAAAACACCCCAACUUUUCAGAAUGCCGCAAGCACAUCGCAGGUCAUGUGACAAGAACCUACGCACCUAGCGUUUCCACGUGUUUUAGGCGCGACAUGUGAACCGCCCCCUUAGAAACUAUAACAAACACAAUUGGUGCCGUUUUGAAUUCAUCUCUUCACAGACGCUGCGCACCGGUGCCAGUGAAUAUGAGAAAGUUGAAUUCUUGAAGGAGGCUCAUCUGAUGAGAGAUAUUGCAGCAAGGAACUGUUUGGUUUCAGUAAAAAGCUAUACGGACCCAAACAGAGUCAUUAAAAUAGGCGACUUUGGAUUGGCCCGUGAUGUGUACAAGAAUGACUACUACAGGAAAAAGGGUGAAGGUUUAUUUCCUGUUCGCUGGAUGUCACCAGAAAGUUUAACAGAUGGAAUUUUCAACAAAUACUCGGAUGUCUGGGCGUUUGGUGUACUCCUGUGGGAGAUUAUGACAUUAGGAAAGCUUCCAUAUCCAACAUACACCAACCAUGAAGUCUUAAGCUACAUUAAUGCCGGUGGACGACUGCCUUUACCAACAGGGUGUCCUAAGAGUUUGUACAAUCUGAUGAUGGACUGUUGGAAAAAGGGGCCAAAUGAAAGGCCAAGCUUCCAGGACCUACAGGAAACCCUGCAUAGAUUGCGAGAUUACGAAGCAGAUCAAAUAGGCGAAAAUAUGAUUGCAUGUAAUGUAAACCAAUCAUACCAAGAAGAUGAGGAGGAGGUCUGCACAAGGGUGGAUGAAGAUGAAGAUGUAGAAACAGGACUUUCUCCUGUGCUCAACAACGAUGGACUGAAUUACUUGAUGUAUCGAGCUGACAGUCCAGACAGUAUCAAAACAGACAAAUCCACACGGUCAGAGGACAGAUAAGACUCAUUUUUACAAGACUUUUUUAAGAUGUCAAAUAAAUAUCUGGUGUCCCCAGAAUACGUAUGUGAAGUUUUAGCUCAAAAUACCAUCUAGAUCAUUUAUUAUAACAUGUUAAAAUUGACACUUUGUAGGUGAAAAUGUGCCGUUUUGGGUGUGUCCUUUAAAAUGCAAAUGAGCUGAUCUCGGCACUAAAUGGCAGUGCUGUGGUUGGAUAGUGCAGAUGAAGGGGCGGUAUUACCCUCUUCUGACAUCACAUGGGGAGCCAAAUUUCAAUUAGCUAUUUUUUCACAUGUUUGCAGAGAAUGGUUUACCAAAACUAAGUUACUGGGUUGUUCUUUUUCACAUUUUCUAGGUUGAUAGAAGCACUGGGUACCCAAUUAUAGCACUUAAACAUGGAAAAAGUCAGAUUUUCAUGAUAUGUCCCCUUUAAAAGUAACAUUACGUAUACAUAUCUACUCCAGGAAAUGUUUUGGACUCAGAAUAUAAGUAUUUUACAGUAUUGCAAAUGUUACAGUGUUGUAAAAGUGUUACAAAUUAUUUUAAUUUAAAAAGUGAUUUGUGAGGGUCAGAAUUAUUGUAGCCUACAUUUUGAAAUACUCCUAAAUUUUAAGUCUAGUCUCAUUUUGAAAAAAAAAAGCUAAUUAUCAAAUAUAUAAUCUGCAGAGAAAUAUUACUUAGUUCCCUUGUUGCCAUAAAAUGUAAAAUCGCAACUGUCAUUAUUUUGAAAAGAAAGUUUGUGUCCUCUUGACCGAACAGUAUGAACAAAUUGUGCUCGACUUAAGAGGUCUGAAAAAAAUGAAUUGCUGGGACUCAGGUGGCUAUAUUGAUAUUUAUUAAUCAUUACCAUUUGACAGUAGCAGAAUAAAAGUACAGUUUUGUUCAUUAGAAAUCUUUACAUAUACUCUAAAAGUACUAGUUACAAAAAAUAUUUACUCAAGAAAAUAUAUCAUUUAAAUUUAAUUUAAUACUACCCACCUCUGAUGUCAAGAUGCACAGCUGAUUACCAUACAUGUAUAUUAGGCCUACAUAAAUCUGAA